UUCUGCAUAUCUCUCUCUCCUCUUAACUAUUGCUACCGAUGGCUUCCCUGUGUCUUCCAUCUUCUGGUUGCUGUGAAAUUAAAACAAGUUCGGAAUAUGUACUCCAAAGAACCGUUCAAGACAUUGAGGCUAACACAACCACACUAGAAAUGAUGAUGAAGAGAGAAAAGGAAGAUGAAGUUGAUGGUACAUGCUUAACAUGGAAGGAUAUAUGGGUAAAUACAAUUUCAAAUGGAAAGAAUGGAAGCAAAUCAAUUCUUCAAGGAUUAACUGGUUAUGCUAAACCUGGUCAACUCUUGGCCAUAAUGGGUCCUUCUGGCUGUGGCAAGUCUACACUACUUGAUACAUUAGCAGGGAGAUUAGGCUCAAACACAAGACAAACAGGGGAAAUUCUGAUCAAUGGUCACAAACAAGAACUUUCUUAUGGAACCUCGGCUUAUGUGACACAAGAUGAUACCUUAUUGACAACCUUAACUGUUAGAGAAGCAGUGUUCUAUUCAGCUCAACUUCAGUUACCUAACACAAUGUCCAAGGAAGAGAAGAAAGAGAGAGCUGAUAUUACAAUCAAAGAAAUGGGUCUGCAAGAUGCAAUGAACACAAGAAUUGGAGGGUGGGGUGUGAAAGGCAUAAGUGGGGGUCAAAAAAGGAGAGUUAGCAUUUGCAUUGAGAUCCUAACACGUCCUAGACUUCUAUUUCUUGAUGAGCCAACUAGUGGACUUGAUAGUGCUGCUUCUUACUAUGUUAUGAAAAGAAUUGCUACUUUGGAUCAUAAAGAUGGAAUUCGGAGGACUAUUAUUACAUCCAUCCAUCAACCUAGUACUGAAGUUUUUCAACUUUUUCAUAACCUAUGUCUUCUGUCUUCAGGUAGAACAGUUUACUUUGGACCUGCUUCUACUGCUUGUGAGUUUUUUGCUUUGAAUGGAUUUCCAUGUCCUCCUCUACAAAAUCCUUCUGAUCAUUUACUUAAAACUAUAAACAAGGAUUUUGAUCAGGAUAUUGAGACAGGAUUGGCAGGGACAGGAACAAUCCCUACUGAAAAAGCAAUUUGUAUUCUUGUGAGUUCAUAUAAAUCAUCUGAAAUGAGGCAAGAUGUUCAAAAUGAAGUAGCAGUACUAUCUAAUAAGCACACUAGCUCAAUGGAUCACAGGAAGAAAGGACAUGUUGGGUUCCUUAAUCAAUGCUCAGUUCUUAUCGAACGGUCAUCAAUAAACAUGUUUCGUGAUCCAGGCUAUUAUUGGUUACGCUUAGUGAUAUAUGUUGCAUUGGCUAUAAGUUUAGGCACUAUUUACUAUGAUUUGGGUACAAAUAAUGACUCAAUUAAGAAUCGAGGUUCACUUCUCUCAUUUAUCGCUGGAUUCUUAACUUUCAUGAGCAUUGGUGGAUUUCCUUCCUUUGUGGAAGACAUGAAGGUAUUUCAACGAGAAAGACAAAAUGGGCAUUAUGGUGUGAUUGCAUAUGUGAUUGGGAACACUUUUUCGUCAAUUCCAUUCAUUUUAUUGGUUACAAUAAUUCCAGCAGCUAUAACUUAUUACCUCCCUGGUCUACAGAAAGGAUUUGAACACUUUUUGUACUUUGCUAGUGUUUUAUUUUCUAGCCUAAUGUUGGUGGAAAGUCUUAUGAUGAUAGUUGCAAGCAUUGUCCCUAACUAUCUCAUGGGAAUCAUAACUGGUGCUGGAAUUCAAGGAAUCAUGAUUUUGGUUGGAGGGUUCUUUAAAUUGCCACAUGAAAUUCCUAAGCCAUUUUGGAGAUAUCCACUACACUAUGUUGCAUUUCAUACAUAUGGAUUUGAAGGAUUGUUCAAGAAUGAGUAUGAAGGGUUAAUAUUUUCUACUAAAAACGGACAAGGCACAAAUGGUUACAUUAGUGGUGAAGAGGUUUUGAGAGAUAUUUGGCAAAGUAACAUGAGUUACUCAAAAUGGGUUGAUCUUGCAAUUUUGCUAGGGAUGAUUGUUUUGUAUCGAGUUUUGUUUCUUGUUAUUAUCAAAAUUACAGAGAAGGUGAAGCCUAUUAUUGGACCAUUAUUAUCUUGCAUGUCACCCAAUACAACAAUACAUGUUGUGGAGAAGCCUGAUGCUACUCCUUUGGAUGGACAAGUUGUAUAACCUUAAAUGGAUUUACCAUGAAUUUGUUGUAUGAUGUAGGAGAUCAUUUCUCACUUUUAUUAAUCGUAUUUUUGUCUGUUUUCGGAUUAUAUAAUCUAAAUAUUAGUUGUAGUUCGGUAAGUGUAAGAAGUGGAGAAAUAUCAACUUCACAUUUAAUAGAUAGAUGUUGCAAGAUAUAAUAAACUCUAGUGUUGUUCUUGUUUGGUGACAUACCCAAAAACUUUUUAUAAUAUAGACAAAAUAUAAUAUUUUA
This is a messenger RNA of Medicago truncatula (barrel medic), 2355 nucleotides long. Its product is annotated as ABC transporter G family member 1. The coding region runs from base 39 to 2102 and encodes 687 amino acids. The transcript is spliced from 8 exons. NCBI's taxonomy places the organism in Eukaryota, Viridiplantae, Streptophyta, Magnoliopsida, Fabales, Fabaceae. Gene Ontology annotation, molecular function: ABC-type transporter activity; ATP hydrolysis activity; ATP binding. Gene Ontology annotation, cellular component: membrane. The record is from RefSeq and is a predicted model, not a curated record.